AAUCUAUAAGUUACAGUCACACAGGAAGUGAUUAUGUGAUUUCAUUCACAGUUCAUUAUGCAACAUGCAUACCUAUCGCAAUUAUCUGGAACUACGUUUUUAUGGUUAUAUAGACUACUUAGUGUGUUGUUCUCAUGCAACAUGGUUGCUACAGCUAACAUUUACAUCUUGCAGUACCAUGCUUUUCUAUUAUUUCAUAAUUAUGUUCAUGAAUUUAUUUUGAUCCAUAUAAUCAUGCACAUCUAUUUCUACAGUAUUGGUGUUAAAGCAGCAAAGGCUGCUGGAAUGAAUGUGGUAGCUGUCCCCUCAGUACAACUUGAAACUGAUCAAUAUUCCAUCGCUGAUACUGUGCUUCAUUCACUUCUGGAGUUCCAGCCGGAGCUAUGGGGUCUUCCACCAUUUGAAGACUGGGUGGAUAAUGCCUUACCAGUUGAACCCAUUUAUCUGAAAGGUUUAUAUAACGAUGGGCAUCUCCGUGAUUUUGCAGAUGAUGAACUAUCUGCUCUUCCUGAUCAAGUUUCGGGACUUUAUUUUGGUUGGGCCAAACUCAACACACAAGAGAUCUUCAAGGUUGUGAUCAACAUCGGAUGGGAACAUAAUUGCUGUACAAUUGAUAGAAAAAUUCAAGCAUGUCUACUUGAUGGAAGCAACGACGACAUAUUUGAUCAGAAGAUGCAAGUAUUGCUUGUUGGCUACAUCCGAGGAUUGUGUAGCAUGGGAAAUAAAUCGGGUGAUAUUGGAAUACUUGAAGAAGACAAGUUAAUUGCCAAUGCUUCCUUGGAUUUACCAGCAUUUGCUAAUCGAAGCUGCAUAGCUUUCUUGUCAGAAGUUGCUUGUGAGGAUGACUCUGCUGUUUCAGAUGAUACUGAAUAA
This is a messenger RNA of Ilex paraguariensis (yerba mate), 873 nucleotides long. The record is from the annotation of a GenBank genome assembly. Lineage: Eukaryota; Viridiplantae; Streptophyta; Magnoliopsida; Aquifoliales; Aquifoliaceae.